AUGUCUCCAGCAAUUUCACUUCAAUCCGUAAGAAAUAUGAGCGACAGCAGCCAAUCUGAAAACGAAUAUCAGAAAGGUGUGAAGCAUCUCUACGAGAAUGGAAUUCAGAAGGUCCCAAACAAGUACAUAUUUCCAAUCCUAGACCGACCAAACACUGAAAAAGAAUCGCAUGUUAAUGAAGCAAAUAUCAAACUUCCGAUCAUAGAUUUUGCUGAGCUACAAGGUGCAAACCGGUCUCAAGUUCUGAAAGACCUUACUAAUGCUUGUGCGCAAUAUGGUUUCUUUCAGGUGGUGAAUCAUGGUGUUCCUAUAGAUGGUAUUACCAGUAUGACUGAUGCCUGCAAAAGAUUUUUCGAGCUUCCUUUUGAGGAACGAGCAAAGUACAUGUCAGCGGAUAUGAAAGCACCAGUUCGAUAUGGAACAAGUUUUAGUCAGAACAAAGACGGCGUCUAUUGUUGGAGAGAUUUUUUGAAGCUUGUUUGCCAUCCCGUACCAGAUGUCCUUUCUAACUGCCCGUCUUCACCAGAGCACCUGAGGAAGCAGACAGCUGCUUACUCAAAGGAAACAAGAAACCUGUUUCUGAUGCUGAUGGAGGCCAUCCUAGAAAGCCUUGGACUGUGGGGCGCAGAAAUGAACAUAACAGAAGAAAAUGACAUUUUGGAAGAAUUCGAAGAUGGAAGCCAGAUAAUCGUUACAAAUUGCUAUCCACCUUGUCCAGAACCUGAACUCACACUAGGGAUGCCACCACAUUCAGACUAUGGCUUCCUCACUCUUCUUCUCCAGGAUGAGGUCAAGGGUUUGCAAAUACAGUUUGAAGAAAAAUGGUUAACAGUUGAACCUAUUCCAAAUGCUUUUGUCGUAAAUAUUGGUGAUCAUCUAGAGAUAUUUAGCAACGGAAGGUAUAAGAGUGUGCUACACAGAGUUCUAGUCAAUCAAGAGAAGACCCGUGUAACUGUAGCAUCACUGCACAGUCUUCCCUUCGAACGUGUUAUCCGGCCUUCACCUAAACUUAUAAACAAACACAAUCCAACACGUUACAAGGACACAGAUUUUGCUACUUUUCUGGAGUAUAUUUCAUCAUGUGAGCCAAAGAAGAAGGCUUUUCUUGAGUCCAGAAAACUCAGUUGAAAUGCACACAUCUCCAUGUCAACCAAGACACCUUUUAGGAAAAGAAUUAAUUCAUGUACAUGAAAUUCAUAUAACAUGCCCAACUAUUACUGUUUUUUCAUCUCAAUAAUCAAAGUAAGCUGUAUCUAGAACGAUCCAAGAAACAAAAUUACAAGUAAACAAUAGUUUUUUGACCAGAAAUUUAACAUCUGCUGAUUGCCUCAA
Messenger RNA from Beta vulgaris subsp. vulgaris (sugar beet), 1332 nucleotides. Its product is annotated as probable 2-oxoglutarate-dependent dioxygenase SLC1. The transcript has 4 exons. The coding region runs from base 1 to 1128 and encodes 375 amino acids. The record is from RefSeq and is a predicted model, not a curated record. NCBI's taxonomy places the organism in Eukaryota, Viridiplantae, Streptophyta, Magnoliopsida, Caryophyllales, Amaranthaceae.